Zea mays is the source of this 3302-nucleotide messenger RNA. Its product is annotated as kinesin-like protein KIN-13A. Gene Ontology annotation, cellular component: microtubule. Gene Ontology annotation, molecular function: microtubule motor activity; microtubule binding; ATP binding. The record is from RefSeq and is a predicted model, not a curated record. Gene Ontology annotation, biological process: microtubule-based movement; microtubule depolymerization. The transcript is spliced from 12 exons. Lineage: Eukaryota; Viridiplantae; Streptophyta; Magnoliopsida; Poales; Poaceae. The coding region runs from base 400 to 2793 and encodes 797 amino acids.
GUUCCAAAGAGACCUUAAUCCCUUUCUUUCUCACCAGCAAAUCAAUUUUGGAGAGUGAGAAAAAAUAAAGAGAGAAGCCAGCCACAGCCAGCGAGCGCCCCCUCCGGCUCCGGCCCUCCUCUUCCUCUUCCCCCAAUUCCCAUUCCCAAUUCGCCCUCCUCAAAUCCGGCGCCGCAUUCCCGACAUUCCGCAGAUCUGGGAUCCGCCGCCGACGGAUCCCCUGCCGCCCGCAACGACCCGGGACGCGCGUGAUCCCGCCGCCUAGCCGCCAAGUUGGCGCCUCAGCGGAGGUCGCAGCGCCUCGCCGGCGGCGGCGCGGGCUCUGCCGCCGCCGCCGCCGCGCAGCCGCCCGGAGCCUCUAGCGCGCACGCUGCGACGGGUGACUCGGGCGACGCCGUCAUGGCGCGCUGGCUGCAGUCCGCGGGGCUUCAGCACCUCGCAACGUCCUCCGCCGCCGGCGCUGGCGGCGCGGACUACCGUGGUGGGAUGCCUGGGUUUGGGGGCGCUGGCGCCGGAAGCAUGCUGUCGAGCCUGCUCAUGCAGGGCUAUGGGCCAGAAUCAAUUGAAGAAAAGCAGAGGCUUUAUACGCUUCUGAGAGGUCUAAAUUUUAGCGGAGAGUCUGUACCCACAUCAAUCUCUGAGCCUUACACACCAACAGCUCAGAGCUUUGGUGGUGGGAACCCUGUAGAGGGGUUUUAUUCGCCUGAACUUAGAGGGGAUCUUGGUGCUGGACUUCUAGACCUUCAUGCUAUGGAUGAUACUGGGCUUCUGUCUGAGGAUGUAGCAUCGGAACCAUUUGAGCCAUCACCUUUUAUGCCGAAGGAUAUUGAUGAUGAUGAUGAGGAUGUGAUAGCAGGGAGUCAGCAAGCCUCAGUAGAUAAUUAUGGUGUGGUGACCAGUGAAAAAGAGACCACUGCUAGAGAAAAUAAUGUAGCAAAGAUUAAAGUAGUGGUAAGGAAAAGACCUUUGAACAGAAAGGAGCUAUCUCGAAAGGAAGAAGACAUCAUAACUGUGGAGGAUUCAUCAUUUUUGACAGUUUAUGAGCCUAAGCUGAAGGUGGAUCUGACAGCCUAUGUGGAGAAGCAUGAAUUUUGUUUUGAUGCUGUUUUGGACGAACAUGUUUCCAAUGAUGAGGUUUACCGUGAAACAGUUGAGCCCAUAAUUCCAAUUAUAUUUCAGAGAACGAAAGCAACAUGUUUUGCUUAUGGCCAAACAGGUAGUGGCAAGACGUACACAAUGCAACCUUUGCCUCUGAGAGCUGCACAAGACAUGGUUCGUCUAUUGCACCAACCUGUCUAUCGGAAUCAGAAUUUUAAGUUGUGGCUUAGCUAUUUUGAAAUAUAUGGUGGGAAACUAUUUGAUCUUCUAUCUGACAGAAGGCAACUACUGAUGAGGGAAGAUGGCAAGAAACAAGUUUGCAUUGUUGGUCUACAGGAAUUUGAGGUGUCUGAUGUACAGAUCGUAAAGGAAUAUAUUGAAAGAGGAAAUGCAGCUAGAAGCACAGGGUCAACAGGGGCCAAUGAGGAAUCAUCAAGGUCACAUGCUAUUCUACAACUGGCUGUGAAGAAGCAUAUCAUUGUAAAAGAUACCAGGAGACAGAGAGAUCGUGAUGCUAAUGAAGCUAAAAAUACAAAGGCUGUGGGGAAAAUAUCAUUUAUUGACCUUGCUGGAAGUGAGCGUGGUGCUGAUACUACCGAUAAUGAUAGACAAACAAGGAUUGAGGGAGCAGAGAUAAAUAAAAGUCUGUUAGCUCUCAAGGAAUGCAUUCGAGCACUUGAUAAUGAUCAGAUACACAUUCCUUUCAGAGGAAGCAAGCUUACUGAGGUCCUUCGUGACUCAUUUGUUGGUAACUCUAGGACAGUGAUGAUUUCUUGCAUUUCUCCAAACGCAGGUUCAUGUGAACACACACUAAAUACAUUGAGAUACGCUGAUAGGGUCAAAAGUCUUUCCAAGGGCGGAAAUACAAGAAAAGAGCAGUCCACAGGACCAACUACCACUUCUAGCCGGGAUUCUUUGUCAGCUUUAUCAUAUUCAUUGCCUGCUGAAGCUGAAGAAAUUCCUAAUCAAGUUCAAGAGAAGAGACCAGUCGAUACUUAUAGGAAGGGCACUGAAAAUUUUAUCUCCAACCCUUCUGUGGAGUCUGACCGAAAUUCCUUUAGUACGAUUCCAAAUUAUUCCAAUAGAGGGAGAGAAGAAAAUGGUGCAGCAUCUGGUAAUGACAGGGAGAGCUAUGAUUUGAAGUCCAGCCAACCUGCUUACACUAGUAAGCCACAGUUGGUUCAGAAUUCAGCAAACACACAGGAGGAGGAGAAAGUCACAAAAGUCUCACCUCCUCGGAGAAAGGCUUAUAGAGAAGACAAAUCUGAUAGGCAGAGCAACUAUAUGAAAAAGGAUAAUGGUCCUGAGACAAGUCGGGUUGGGUAUAAGAUGCAGCAGGCAAAGCAGCUGCAACAGCAACAAAGACCAGCAUCUGCUUCAGCCUCAUCAAGGCAAUCUGAAAAGGAAAGUUCUUGUGAUGAUGUAGAAAUUGAUGCAAUUCUUGAGGAAGAGGAGGCCCUCAUUGCAGUUCACAGGAAGGAGAUCGAGAAUACUAUGGAGAUUGUGCGGGAAGAGAUGAACCUUUUGGCAGAGGUUGAUCAACCAGGCAGCCUGAUUGACAACUACGUGACACAACUGAGCUUUCUGCUGUCACGCAAGGCUGCAGGUUUGGUAAGCCUCCAAUCACACUUGGCACGGUUUCAGCACCGCCUCAAAGAGCAAGAGAUCCUUAGCCGCAAGAAACCUUCCAGAUAGUAUGCUCAACAAUGGCUCUGGAUUUUGCCUGGAAAUCUUAUUGCUUGGAGCUCAAUCGCAGUCUAUUAGUUGGUUUUCUCCUGUGCGCUCCAGUAAAUGUUAGACCCAAGCAAAGCAGUGAUAGAGAGGACACAUGGGAGUUGCUUGAGGGUGUGGUGAUCUUGAUGUUGAGGAUGGUGUGGUCCUGGUUGAUGUCUCCACUUUGUGUUUGUCAGGGUUGACAACCAGUUUGGUAGUAGUCCUUUUUACAGUGGGGCUGCUUGGGUGUUUUUUUUUGGCAGAUGUCAUGUAUGGCUUGCCCACUUUGCCUUUUUUUUUCUUUUCCCCAUUUUGUACGAGAAACUGGAAUGUCUGGAAUGUUGUUUGCAGACACCGGUGGGUCGAUAUUCACCGAGGGGGUCUGUGGAAACCGAUACAUUGUUGUAUACUAGUCGGUUGACCGUGCGUUACAACGGCUUACAACAAUAUCCACGUAAACUAUUCAUAAAAAAUUUUUAAGAUUUUUUAUU